Apiotrichum porosum is the source of this 789-nucleotide messenger RNA. RefSeq lists its product as uncharacterized. The transcript has 3 exons. NCBI's taxonomy places the organism in Eukaryota, Fungi, Basidiomycota, Tremellomycetes, Trichosporonales, Trichosporonaceae. Bases 1 to 789 code for a protein of 262 amino acids. The record is from RefSeq and is a predicted model, not a curated record.
AUGCGCCUCCGACCACUCCUCUCCGCCCUCCUGCUGCCAUCCAUCGUAUCGGCAUGGCAGUGCGAGGAUGUGAGCGCCGGAAAGGCGCAGUACGACCUGGGCCGGCUCUCUGGCCAGCGGCACACCAGUCAGACGACCGAGACCCCGCCCACGACGGUGGAGGCGCGGGUCAAGAUGAACCUGUGUGGCAAGGUCGACCAUGAGGGGAAUGACGAGGACCAGUGCCCAGAUGGCACCCAUAUCUGUCUCCAGCUAGUCAACCACAAAGAGUCGGCGAGCGAGAAGGAACGCGUGACGGCCGUCAUUCCUCUGUGGAAGGAAGACACGCCCGACCAGGACAUUCGUAUCUCGACUCUGGGGCAAGGUCUUCGCCUGGACAUCAAGAGCGACGACUAUGCUGGUUCCGCGCAAUCCGUCCACCUCUCCCUCCUCUGCGACACCUCCGCAACUGACCCCAACCCCACGCUCCUCUCGUACACCGGCGGCCGCCUAGAGCUGGAAUGGAAGACGCCCGACGCGUGCGCGCUGUCCGCAAACCCAGGUGGCGGUGGACUCGGUCUCUGGUCCUUCCUCAAGUUCAUGUUCUGGUUUGGAAUCGUCGGGUUGAUCGGCUACCUGAUCCUGGGAUCGCUGUAUAACCAGCAGCAGUACGGCGCGCGCGGGUGGGAUCUCGUUCCCCACAGGGACUUUUGGAGGGAACUGCCCACGCUGGUGGCUGACCUCGGCGGCCACCUGUUCCAGAACGUGCGGACUUCCACAGGCAGGGGUGGAUACAGCUCGCUGGGCUAG